GUUUGAUGUUAAAUUAUUAGUUCAGAUCUGCCUGUAUUUGUUUAGUUCUUCGAUUUGUAAUUUGGUUCUUGAAGAAACAAGUACAAGAAAGAAAACCCAUUAAUCAAUCCUCUUCUUCUUCCUGGAAAAAAAAAAAAAUCUGAAAGGAUGUCUGGGCAAAGCCAGAGGUUGAAUGUAGUUCCGACAGUUACGAUGCUUGGAGUUAUGAAAAGUAGGCUUGUGGGAGCUACAAGAGGUCAUGCUCUUCUGAAAGAGAAGAGUGAUGCUUUAAUUCAAUUUCGUUCAGAUUUAAAAAGGAUCGUUACUACAAAGGAAUCAAUGGGAGAAGUUAUGAAAAGUUCUUCCUUUGCCUUGACUGAAGCGAAGUAUGUUGCUGGUGAAAACAUCAAGCAUAUUGUCCUUGAGAAUGUCCAAAAUGCUUCUCUUAGAGUUCGAUCUCGACAAGAGAAUGUUGCUGGUGUUAAGCUUCCUAAGUUUGAGUAUUUCACGGAAGGCGAGACCAAGAAUGACCUUACUGGGUUAGCCAGAGGGGGCCAGCAGGUUCAACUCUGUCGUGCUGCUUAUGUCAAAGCAAUUGAGCUUCUUGUCGAGCUUGCUUUGCUUCAGACUUCCUUUUUAACACUAGAUGAGGCAAUUAAAACUACGAAUCGUAGGGUUAAUGCUUUAGAGAAUGUUGUUAAGCCUAGGUUGGAGAAUACCAUCAAUUACAUUAAGGGGAAGCUGGAUGAGCUCGAAAGGGAGGAUUUCUUUCGUUUAAAGAAGAUACAGGGUUAUAAGAAGAGGGAAAUUGAGAGGCAAUUAGCCGCUGCCAAACAGUUUUCUGAGGAGCAGUUUGCUGAGAAAGUUUCUUUGCAGAAAGGAAUUUCAAUUAACUCGGCUCACAACUUGUUAUCUGCAGCAGCAAAUAAAGAUGAGGAUAUAAUUUUCUGAUGCGGAGGUUAGCUUAUGUGUAUGUUUGGCUUGCCACAUUCGUAGUUAUUUUUAUUACAACUCUGGAAGAGGAUGAUCUAAUGUUUUCAAUGAGAAGCUUUCUGUAUGAUCUUAUUAGUGUAUAUUCAUCAAUGCAUCGAAUUUGUUUACUUGAA
This is a messenger RNA of Pistacia vera, 1085 nucleotides long. Its product is annotated as V-type proton ATPase subunit D-like. Gene Ontology annotation, cellular component: vacuolar membrane; proton-transporting V-type ATPase complex. Gene Ontology annotation, molecular function: proton-transporting ATPase activity, rotational mechanism. The record is from RefSeq and is a predicted model, not a curated record. NCBI's taxonomy places the organism in Eukaryota, Viridiplantae, Streptophyta, Magnoliopsida, Sapindales, Anacardiaceae.